This is a messenger RNA of Aureobasidium namibiae CBS 147.97, 2412 nucleotides long. Its product is annotated as WD40 repeat-like protein. Gene Ontology annotation, cellular component: elongator holoenzyme complex. The coding region runs from base 1 to 2412 and encodes 803 amino acids. The record is from RefSeq and is a predicted model, not a curated record. The transcript has a single exon. Gene Ontology annotation, molecular function: DNA-binding transcription factor activity; protein binding; sequence-specific DNA binding. Gene Ontology annotation, biological process: tRNA wobble uridine modification; regulation of DNA-templated transcription. Lineage: Eukaryota; Fungi; Ascomycota; Dothideomycetes; Dothideales; Saccotheciaceae.
AUGGCUUCCGCUCGUCUAGAGUACAUUGCCGCAGGAGGCAACAGACAUCCAUGCGCUGCAGACUGGACCGAGGAACUACUUGCAUAUGGAAGUGGUCACAAUAUCGCCAUCUUCAGGCCAGAGAAUAACAAUCACAAAGGCGUUGAGACACUACUUACGGGUCACACAGACAUUGUGAAUGCACUCAAGUUGUUUAGAGACCCGCCAUCAGCAAAGCGAGUUCUCAUCAGUGGAUCAGCCGACAAGACAAUCUGCAUCUGGAUUGAAAAGACCGAUGGCAAAUUCGAAUUGGCCAAGAGUCUGACAGAACAUACUGCUUCUAUCAAUGUCGUUGGCGUUUUGCCCGAAUCUGGAGUUUUCGCUACUGGCGCUGCCGAUGCAACACUGAAGAUCUGGAAGUUGCGUGUUUCGGAGUCAUUGAAUGUCGAAGUCGACCUGAUCCAAAGCAUGACUCUUGCUCCUCGCUACUUCCCUCUGGCGAUUGCACUGGCGAAACUUCAGAGCGGUCAAGUUGUCAUCGCCGUCGGUGGUACUAUGGCGAACAUUCAGAUCUACAUGCAAAACAGGGACACGUUCUCGCUGGCAGCCAAGCUUACUGGACAUGAAGCCUGGGUGCGAGCAUUGGACUUUACUCGCGAGAGCUCCAAACCCGAUAGCGACCUCUUGCUCGCUUCCGCCAGUCAAGACAAGUACACCCGUCUUUGGCGCUUCCAUGCUGGUGAAGAGCUACCAGAAGUCGCUGCUGCUGCAAGUGACCCAGCCAUGACCGUCUUCGGUCGCUCGUUGUCUAACAAAGCCCAUUGGAUUGGAGAGGGUGAUUCAAAACACUCAAUCACUUUCGAAGCACUGUUGAUCGGACACGAGGAUUGGAUCUAUACGGCCCGUUGGUUUACGAAGACUGCACAAGACGCAGCACCUCAACUUCUCACAGCAUCAGCGGACAACUCGCUAGCUAUGUGGGAGCGCGAUGCUGAUGGCUUCUGGACGUGCGCAACCAGACUGGGUGAGAUCAGUGCUCAAAAAGGUUCUACUACUGCAACAGGAAGCACAGGUGGUUUCUGGAUCGGCCUGUGGUCUCCAUCAGGCAACAAAGUCGUGAGUCUGGGCAGAACGGGAAGUUGGCGAGCCUGGUCUUACAACGCCAGUGAGGAUCGCUGGUUGCGUGAGCUCGGUAUAUCUGGCCAUGUGCGCGCGGUCAAGGACAUUGCAUGGUCGAACGACGGCACCCAACUCAUGUCCACCAGCUCCGACCAAACCACCCGCCUGUUCGGUCAGUGGAAGCGCGACGACACAACCACAUGGCACGAAAUGUCACGGCCACAGAUCCACGGUUACGACCUGAACUGUCUGGCCGCAAUCGGCGCAACCCAAUUCAUCUCAGGCGCAGACGAAAAACUCCUGCGUGUCUUCAACAAACCCAAAGCCGUCACCUCCCUCCUCGCAAAGCUCAGCGGCACCACUGAGGAUGUAAGCGACGCAGACCUCCCCGACGCAGCAAACAUACCCGUGCUAGGCCUCAGCAACAAAGCCAUCAACGCUUUGACUCCAGAAGAAGAAGCCACUGCCGAACCAAGCGAAGAAACCCAAAUCACAAAAUCGACUUUGGAUCUCUCGCACCCGCCGUUUGAAGACCAUCUCGCGCGUCACACUCUAUUCCCCGAACUUGAAAAGCUUUACGGUCACGGAUACGAGAUUUCUUGCGUUGCGGCUAGCCAUGAUGGAACCCGCGUUGCUACUGCUUGCAGAGCUAGUUCCAUCGAUCAUGCGGUGAUUCGACUCUACGAAACGAAAGAGUGGAGAGAAGUCAAGCCCGCCCUGACCGCCCACUCUCUAACCGUAACUUCCCUGGCCUUUUCGGCAGACGACAAGUUCCUGCUCAGUGUAGGCAGAGAUCGCCAAUGGGCAUUAUUCUCUCGCUCUGCAGCACCAGCUUCCUCAACCUAUGACCUCGCAGCUUCAAACCCCAAAGGCCACUCCAGAAUGAUAUUAUCUUGUUCGUGGGCUGGCUCUUCUGCAUCAAACGUCUUCGCUACAGGAGGCAGAGACAAGAACGUCAAGAUCUGGGGUGUCAAUUCCUCUGCUGAGGCAACAACUGCGGAUCUCCACCUCACCAUUCCUACCUCUGCACCCGCCACCAGUGUAGCCUUCUACACCGGAGCUCUGUCGCCCGCUUCUACCGUUAUCCUAGCCGCCGGCGCUGAAAAUGGCGAAAUCAGUGUUUGGAGCAUUAGCACUGACGACUGGACCGUCAAGAAUGAACUCAAAAUUGAGAAGAGCAUGCAACCUAGUGGUGCGAUCAAUGCUUUGAGAUGGAGACCUGAUGGCAAGGAGCAGGCAGAGCAAAAGAUGCAGUUGGCGGUCGCGAGUGAGGAUUUCAGCGUUAAGUUGUUUGUCAUUCAGGGAUUGCAAUAG